AUGGCCGACGAUAACGAGGCAAGACCCGACGAUUACCCUCGGUUGAGUCGCCCUUUUCAGUCCAUGAAGGCAGCCUACGAUGUUGUCGUCGUUGGCUCUGGUUAUGGAGCGGGUGUUGCAGCCAGUCGAAUGGCACGAGCGGGAAAGAGCGUCGCAGUGCUGGAACUGGGCUGGGAGUGGCGACCUGGCGCAUACCCAUAUACUUCAACGCAGUGUCUGAAAGAGCUCAACAUUUCUGGGAGUUCAAGUUGGCCGCUUGCAGGCAAGGCUACUCGACUAUUUCAAUUGAUCCUUGGCGACGGACAACACGCUUUCGUCACUCAUGGGCUUGGUGGUUGCUCGCUUGUAAAUGCCGGAGUCUUCCUUGAGGCGGACCAGGGCACAUUGCAGUUGAGUUCAUGGCCACCAGAAAUAAAGGAUGACCCCUCCGGGCUUCAGAUGUACUACUCGCGUGCAGCAGACAUGCUGCAACCAUCGGUGUAUCCGGCCGACCAUCCUCCCCUAGCAAAAUUGGAGCAUCUACGCAAGCAAGCUGCGUAUCUCGGCAAAGAGCGGAAUUUCUACCGAGUGCCGCUGACAACAUCCUUUCAGCACGGUCGCAACAACGCGGGCAUCACGAUACAGCCAAACACUGGAUCGGGCAAUGAAUGCACCGGUCUGAACGAUGGAUCCAAGCACUCGGUUGUCACCACGUAUCUGACAGAUGCCUGGUACUGGGGCGCGGAGAUCUUCUGCGGCUGUGAGGUGCGGUACGUUGAACAAGCGCCCGAUGGCCGCGGAUACGUGGUCUACUUUGCCUGGCAUGGAAGCGGACGAUCAGUAUUUAAGGAGGACUUCAAGACUCAACUGUUCUGGGUAAAGGCUAACGAUCUAUGCUUUCUUGGGGCUGGGUCGUUGGGCACAACAGAGAUCCUGCUUCGCUCACGGAAGUACGGCUUGCCAACUUCUCCGAUGGUCGGCAGAAACCUGUCCAGCAAUGGAGAUAUGUUGGUCUUUGGGUACAACGGGAAUGAAGAAAUCAAAGGCAUCUCAGGAAAGACCUCGGAAACGGGAAACGGACCCGGUCCAUUGAUCACUGGAGUGAUUGAUAAUCGAGAAACUAAUUCGUUGACGGAGACCUUAGCAGGCUAUGUCAUUGAGGAUGGCUGUAUUCCAGCGCCCUUUUUGCCAGUCAUCCAAGUUAUGCUUACACUGCAAAGCCUCAGAGAUUGUACUUUACCGAUAUUUUACAGUCCCGUACAACAGUGGCGUAAGGCCGUCUCCGGUAUCAAGUCCCUUAUCCUGGGACCCAGAACACUAGGGGGUGCAAUCCAGCACACAGCGACAUACCUGGUCAUGUCUCACGACAGCAAUGAAUUGACCAUGAUCUUGAUGAAUGACAAGCCAUGCUUUCGAGGGCCUGCGGAAGGCCGCUCCGAGAAUUGCGCUGGUAUAUUGAAUAUCCUGCACGACAUGGUGAGUCGCACAGGAGCAACAAUGGGAUUUUCAUAUUUCUACGGCCUUUAUAAAGAUGAAGUCACAGUUCAUCCUCUUGGGGGUGCUAAUAUGAGCAGAGAUGGCACAGGGCGCGAGGGAGUCACAAAUCAUAUCGGACAAGUGUUCAUGGGCCAUGGAAGUGCGGUCCACCAUGGUCUUGUGUGCUGCGAUGCAUCGGUUGUUCCGACAUCUUUGGGUGUUAACCCUCUUGCGACCAUAACGGCGCUCGCCGAACGAUCACUUGAUCACCUUGCUAAAAGCUAUAGGUAUCGUAUCAAUAUGUCGAGUAUGAACGGAAGUCUAGAUGCCAGCUCCGAACCAAGCGUAUUAAGCCAUGAUCAGGAUAACCCUGAAGAUCAUACAGAUAUACGUGAACAGUCCCGCUCAAUUGGAUGGCAGUUCACGGAGCUAUUAGUUGGAUACAUCAGCACGCAGCGAAAGAAUGUGGACUUUGCGGUGUCUGAGGCUUUGGGGCAAAGCGCGUCAUCCGCGAUGCGGAUAUUCCUUACCAUCGAAAUUUGUCGAAAAAGAAGCACGACCGCCAGGACAUCUGUUACUGGUAAGAGGCCUACCAUACUCAGCCCUGACAAGCUUGAGUACGAGGGUAUUUGCACUGGUACCGUGUCCUGCUGUGCGCUGUCGACCGGGACGAUGAGGGUUACAGAAGGCAGAGUGCGGUUCUUUGAUCAGGCAGAGACAAGCGUAGAGGUAACAACUAUGGUAUAUUCGCUACGUUUACUUUCAGUGGAGGGUACGAUCUUUCAUCUUGAGGGGUACAAAGCUAUUGACUCAACUGUAUCAUGCUCACCUCGUGAGCUGUGGAAGGCGACAACUGCGAUCCAUAUUCGCAUCACUCGAGACGACUCGAUGAAGGUAGGAAUGGGAGUCCUUCGCAUAUCCUGGCCCUCGUUUCAACAGCAGAUAAAGACAUUUCGUACGACAGAGCCAUUUGGUUUAGGCGUUCUCUUUUCAUUGCUCGUCUUUUUACUAUAUUUUGCCCUCCAGCUAAGCGUGUUUUUCUUUCGCCCCUUCGUUCCUAUGCAGCAGCCUGGGAAUUAUGCUCGCAAUUCCCUCGCACCAAAACGAAUACCCUCGACCGAGCUUGAAGUGAAAGCUCAAGAUGGUACCACGGUCCUUCUUCAGGUAUAUGAGCCCUUGGCGGUCACCGAGGAAGGAUACAUAGACGAGAACCUGGGCAAUCCCCCAGUCCUGUUCUUACCUGGAGUCACCGGUGUUGGCGCGAGACAUAGCAUCUUCGCCCUUCCUUUCCAGCGUUGCAAUAUGGUUGAGUAUUUCACGGCGCGCGGUUCUCGGUGUUACGUAUUGACACCACGAUGGGGCUGCGAUAACAACAUCGCAGCGAAAUGUACCGUGUAUGACUGCCGCUUAGACGUUGCAGCAGCAUUGCAACACAUUUCUAGUCGGGAGGAGCAAAAGGCUUACGUGGUGGCUCACUGUCAAGGGUCUGUCGCCCUCGCAAUGGGGCUGUUGGAUGGGACCAUUGACCCGACUCAAUUGCUCGGUGUCACGGCGAACUCGGUUUUCAUUCACCAAAUAUUCGCUUACUGGAACUCCGUCAAGGCUGCCACGCCAGUCUUGAUCCGUCUUUACGAGUCCCUCGCGGGGAGCUUCUUUCCAAUUGGCAAGAGUCACGACAACCGUCUUGUCCAAAGGGUGCUCGAUGCCGUUCUCCGCUUCUAUCCUGUCCGUCGACGUCGAGAUCUCUGCACCUCGACUGUAUGUCAUAGGACAUCGUUCGCCUUCGGGCUCUGUUGGAAUCAUGAUAACUUGGAUGCCCGCAUCCAUGAAAAUAUCGGCCAGUUCUUCUCAGGUACUCACACCAAGAUUCUGGAGCAUAUUACUCGCAUGGGCACUCGUGGUGGAUGCUUGGAUAACCAAUUGCGCCCACUUGUCACGUCAGAAAAUCUACUGUAUCUACAGGGAUUGCCAGUGCUGUUCAUGACCGGAACUGCGAAUGAGGUAUUCGAUCCGGAGUCAACCCUGCGAGACUACGAGAUGCUCCGACGCCGGUUCGGAGAGCAUCUGUACCGCAGGUUCCAGGUUGAGGGGUACGGACAUUUGGACACCAUUGUGGGCAAAUCGGCGGUCGAGGAUGUCUACUGGAAGGUGGCUGAUCAUCUCCGAUGGUGUAUUCAGCAUCACGCGUCAAACCUGUCCCCCACAUCGAAGUCCAAGCAUGUCCACAGUACGAGCGACCAGUAG
Aspergillus bombycis is the source of this 3699-nucleotide messenger RNA. RefSeq lists its product as uncharacterized. The transcript has 7 exons. NCBI's taxonomy places the organism in Eukaryota, Fungi, Ascomycota, Eurotiomycetes, Eurotiales, Aspergillaceae. Bases 1 to 3699 code for a protein of 1232 amino acids. The record is from RefSeq and is a predicted model, not a curated record. Gene Ontology annotation, molecular function: flavin adenine dinucleotide binding; oxidoreductase activity, acting on CH-OH group of donors.